AUGGAGGACGUCGACGCCGAAGAGGCCCGCCCCACGCUCAACACGUUUGAUUCCGGCGGCAGCACCAGCACCUCUUCCUCGCAAGAAGUGGAGCAGCACACCGACCAGGACAGCAGCAAUUCCUACAGCGAUAGCGAUGGCAUCUCCGCCCGUCAUUUUGGGAACAACUCGACCUUCGACGACUCGAGUUCGUCCCUCGGCCAUCAUUCGAGUUAUGCGUGGAAUGGAACUCCCCAAACUUCUUCUCGCUCGUCAUCCAGCAGCAACGUGGUGAAUGGUGGCGGCGCAAAUGGCAUCAAUCCAGCCUCACGACAACCAUCCCGACCGGGAACCACACGACAGCCCAGCAAUGCAUAUGCUCCCGCACGAAGACCUCAUCAGUAUUCCAUCAACACCUCCGUCUCGGGUCGCCCUCGGAACGCUUCCACCUAUCGAUCACGACGAAAUCCUGACGCCGCAUACCGAGCGCAGGAAAAGGCAUAUGUGCAGAGGAUACGGCAGGAUGUGCCCGAGAAUGAAUUCUACAUCGAACCGAGGACGCCCAGUCUGGACUACUCGUCAGGCUCAGAGUCCGAGGGAGAUUCUCCUACGGGGCCAAAUCUCGCCGAUCAUGACCCGGCCGAGGUGGAUACUCUGCUAUACUACGGAAACGAAGAUUUGGAGCCUUCGAUGGAGGAGUUGAAGAUUCCUGCGAACCGUGAGCGUUUGGAAUGGCACGCCAUGUUGGCCAACGUCCUGACCGGCGACGUGGUUAAGCAGGAGAAGAAACGAUUGAUUGGCGGUCCCGAACAGCAGGGCGACAACACCCUCCAGACUGAGGUGUGGAUUGGCGUGCGGGCAAAGACGUGUGGUCGGACGGUGGCGGCACAGAAACGCCUAAUUGAUGAUGAUCGAUCCAAGAUCAAGCAGACGAUUGAAGCGAUUGUUGCGUUUGAAAUCAAAGGAGAGGCGGAAGCGGGCAAGUCUCCGUUGGGACAAGUGCAAGAGAUUGUCAAGAAGAUUGAGAAGAUUGAAGGCUUGUAUCCCACACGGCAGGCCUUUGUGGCGGCCAACCCUCGUGCUUCUUCCGGUGCCUACAAGGAUACCUGUGAUGCUGUCAUAGCGUGGCACAACACUACGGAGCUUAUCAAUACCGAGCUGGGAGUCUUACAGAGCUGGGUUGGCAAUACUGUGCUCGACUUCACCACGCCUCGAACGAGACCAGACGGCGAGCAGGGUAACCAUUUGUUCGACGACAGCUCUUUUAUCGAUCGAAUCCUGAAGGAGGAUGGCCUGAAAUCACUACAAGGCGACAAGAGUCUUCUGAAUGGUGUCAACACGGUCAUUCAUAAAGCAAAGGCCACUCUCAUUGCCAACGCAGAGGCAUUUGCAGAUCGCCACCUACCGCCCUACAUCGAAGAACUCCUAACAUUAAUCAACUUCCCUAGUCGACUCAUUCAAGAGAUUAUCCGCAUGCGACUCUCCUACGCGAAGAAAAUGAAGGAUCAGGCCCAGCAGGGUGUCAUGACGACCGAGCAGAUGAUCCUGCAGUUUCAAAUCCUCCUUCAACUCGCCGUCAAGAUCAAGGAAUCUUACACCGUCAUUGCUCAGGUGGAACCUGGUUGGGAACUCCCAUCUUGCAUCGAUGAGAACUUUGACGUUGUCAUCCUUGAUGCUCUAAAAUUCUACUUCAAGUUGCUUAAUUGGAAGCUUUCGGCCAACAAGAACACCUUCAAGGAGGCUGAAAUUCUGGAACAAGAAUGGGACUUUUCCAACGAGCUUGGACGCUUCCUAGACGGUGGUGAUGUCGAAGUCGCAGGCCAGUUCUCCAGCUUGACUUCCAAGUCCAUGGGCCGUCUUGCCUUGCAUUUCGAAAAGGAACUGCGUCGACCUCCGGAUGAGGUCGCUGGUACUGCUGAGAUGGACAAGAGAUACAAGUCWAUCCUCGAUUCCGUUCGUGUCAGACAGCGAAAGAUCUUUCGUUUCAGCAGGCUCCUAGGACAACGGUUUGAAAACGCCGCCGAGUACAACAUCAACAUUGGCGACGAGCAACUCGACGAUCUCCUCCUCGCAUUAAGACUGUCGGGCCACUUUCUCGUCGAAAUGGAUCCCGAGAGUGCGCCACUUCUAACCGACCAGCAUGGAUCGCGAAUGUACAUCAUUGCCAGCCCAGCUCUGGCGAACCGCCCGGCAGACAUUCAGAGCAUGUUGGGAACUUGCUAUCACGCCGAAGACAGCCCCGAAGAUCCUACCAACCCCUAUGUUAUCAUCAUGCGACCUGAGAGUCCGAUCUUAUGGGACGGACCUCGUAUCGAGACGAAGCUAGGUGUCGUCGCCAAGGAAGUCCUCAAAUCACAGCAGUCAAUGGACCUCAAGRCUGGACGCCUCCGACUUGUAGCCGAUGGGAGUCAACAACGACUGGCCAAUGCCAAACAUGCAUUUGAGACGUCUACCGCGAUUGAACUCGCGGUGUUGGUUGAGCAGCGUGCCAAUCUCCCACGAGUGCAUCAAGAAUUGGCCAAGAUCCGACAAACAGCCCACAAACUCUCCAACACCAUCAUGGAUUCUGUAGCAAUCGUCCGCUCUCAGACUGAAGCAGCGGGUCGGAAAUGGGAGAGUCAGGAGCUCAUCCAGACUUGUUUCGCCUUUGCCACAGAAUUCGGUCAACGUUCUGCCAUUCACAUGGAUGUUCAAAGAAGAGCCAUCAACCAGCAUAAGCUUACCAAGCUAGCACUGGAUUGGGUAUCUUUCAUCUGUGAUGACUGCGUGGCUUCUGAUCGCAAGACAUUCCGAUGGGCUGUGGUUGCCUUGGAAUUCGCCAUGGUCAUGACGCGCGGACAGAACAUUCUUUCGAUCUCAGAUGAAGAGUACGCAGAACUGAGGAGCAAGGUGGCAGGAUGUAUGAGUCUACUCAUCUCCCACUUCGACAUCAUGGGCGCUCGUGGCAACGUUGCUGCACAGGCGGAGAAACAGCGUGCAGAUGCCAUCGGCGGCAAGCUACGACCCGACGUUGGCAAGCUCAAAGAUGACGAAGAGUCCUCACACAUAGUGCGCAUGGGCUGGCUGGACGAGCUGGAGAAGCUGGACCAAAUCCGCAAAGACCGUGAAGCAGAACGACAAGCUCUCGGCCGAGUCCUUGAGGAUAGCAACGACGCGGACCGUGCCUUGACACACUUGRGCGCUUCUGCUGGGAAUGUCCAUAUCCGCUGGCAACAAGGCCAAUUCGUCGGUGGCGGGACCUUCGGGUCUGUAUAUGCAGCUAUCAACCUCGACAGCGGACAUCUCAUGGCCGUGAAAGAGAUCCGCCUCCAAGAUCCAAAGAUGAUCCCCACCAUUGUCAGCCAGAUCCGGGAUGAGAUGAGUGUAUUGCAAGUCCUCGACCACCCCAACGUAGUCCAAUACUACGGCAUUGAACCCCACCGUGACAAGGUCUACAUUUUCAUGGAAUACUGCUCCGGAGGCUCCCUCGCUGGACUACUCGAUCACGGCCGCAUCGAAGACGAAACCGUCGUACAAGUUUACGCUCUCCAAAUGCUCGAAGGAUUAGGAUAUCUCCAUGAAGCGAACGUGGUCCAUAGAGACAUCAAACCCGACAACAUCCUCCUCGACCACAACGGUGUCAUCAAAUUCGUGGAUUUCGGCGCGGCCAAAGUGAUUGCCAAACAGGGCAAAACCGUCGUUGCAGGUCCCUCCUCCGAAGGUGGUGGAGCUGCAGGAGCAAACCACCAUGCAGGAACAGCAGCUCAAGGAACACCAAUGUACAUGUCCCCCGAAGUGAUCAAAGGCGGACCGCACAAUAAAUCGGCCCGUCUCGGCGCCGCAGACAUCUGGUCCUUGGGAUGCGUUAUAAGCGAAAUGUGCACGGGCUCCCGACCCUGGACGAACAUGGACAAUGAUUUCGCCAUCAUGUAUAAUAUCGCCAAUGGGAAUAGUCCGAGCUUACCGGGCAGAGAACAGUUGAGUGCGGUUGGGCUGGAUUUCUUGAAGAGGUGUUUUGAGAGGGAUCCGGGGAAGAGSGCAAGUGCCGCGGAACUUUUGCAACAUGAGUGGAUUCAGGGGAUCAAAGUGCAGUUGAGUCUGGAGCAGCCACAGACUCCUGUUAGUGGAGGGAGUGGGUUGGUUACGCCCGGUGUUGGGAGGGAUGGAGAGUUUGGGGGGAGUGGAAUGUUUACGCCUAGAGGGGAGUGA
Molecule: messenger RNA, 4167 nt
Organism: Ramularia collo-cygni
Lineage: Eukaryota; Fungi; Ascomycota; Dothideomycetes; Mycosphaerellales; Mycosphaerellaceae
Product: related to MAP kinase kinase kinase Wis4
Exons: 1
Coding region: 1-4167 (1388 amino acids)
Biological process (GO): stress-activated MAPK cascade; protein phosphorylation
Cellular component (GO): cytoplasm
Molecular function (GO): ATP binding; MAP kinase kinase kinase activity
Source: RefSeq, a predicted model, not a curated record